This is a messenger RNA of Branchiostoma belcheri (Belcher's lancelet), 3772 nucleotides long. Its product is annotated as coiled-coil domain-containing protein 170-like. The transcript has 14 exons. The record is from RefSeq and is a predicted model, not a curated record. NCBI's taxonomy places the organism in Eukaryota, Metazoa, Chordata, Leptocardii, Amphioxiformes, Branchiostomatidae. The coding region runs from base 293 to 2875 and encodes 860 amino acids.
CACUGCGCAGUGGUGGUUCCUCACCAGUGUGUUUAUCAUGUUGCCAGGCACAACAAUAACACUGGGCUCACGUUGCUAUUUUAUUCAGUUUUCAUAGCGUCAAGAGAAAGUUCAGGUCAUUUCUUGGACGUGGGGACAUAUUUCAUAGUUUCGUUAACAUUCUCGGGUUAUCAAGAUCAAGUUUUGUGUUAAUUUGAGGGGACUUUAGCUGGGAAAAACAUCGGUGCAUAUAGUGCACUGUGAGGUCGACUGCCUUACCUGAAUUUCAUACAGGUGUCCUCGAGUGUCCAAGAUGACCAGUUACAGGCUUACGGACAAGGAUUCGCUGCCGAGGCUUCCUCGUGGCGGCCUGAGCAGUGCCCCUCCUCGGGCCGGGCUACAGACGCUGGAUGACUCCGGCCUGGUGUACGACAUCGGGAACGAGCGGCCGUUCCUCGCGCGCUCAACCCCGCCCGCCUCCCUGUACAGGACCGCCGACCGCCCAGCCUCUCCCGGCGCCUCCGGACAGACAUGGAGGCUCAUGCAGGAGAUGCAGGAGCAGCUGAAGCUCUACAAGAAAGAACUGGAGAAAAAAGACGACUUGAUCACAUCUUUGGCAACUGGAGGUAAAGGACCAGAGACACCAAAGAUCAAUGGCUACUUCUCAUCUGGAGACCCUGCCUAUCCCCCCCAGCCCCCAUCCCAACCUCCGCCCACAGGGGGCCGUACCAUGCACUAUCGCCUGGCUGCGGAGAGUGCCACCGGAGAGCUGGCCGCCAUGCAGGUUAAAGCUGAGCGACUUCAGGCGGAGCUGGGAGAAAGCAAGAACAGGUGCGCAAUCAAAGACGUGCAAAUCCGGGACUUGGAGACGGAGAUACAGAGCUACAAGGAGGACAACGCGCGUCAGGUGGCGCUGGUGCAGACGCUGCGUAACCGUAUCCGGGAGAUGGAGGACGAGACCGGGACGUUGUCUGUGGUGAAAGGUCGUGGGGAAAUCACCAUCCAGGCGCUGCAGAAGGAAGUGAGGGAGUACCAGGACAGGGUCGCAGAGCUGGAAGGAAGACUCAGAUACAAGGAACGGAGACAUGUCACAUUUCUUACUGAUCAAAACUCCAGGGGCCACAUUUCUGAGCGCGAGGAGUCCGAGCAGAAGUCGCAGUCGUGGGAGAGGAAAUAUCGUGACCUCUGCACAGAGGUCGGACGCUGCAUCAGCCUUGACACGGCAGCUGGCAGCAUCCCUGAUGUCAUUGAGAAGGUCACUCACAAGAUCAACUCCAUACUGGAAGAGAACACCAUGCUCCGUGGACGGCUGUCCACGCUGACUGAAGCACUGAACAGCAGCGAGCUGGAGACCAAGGCCAGCAGGGAGACCAUCAUGAGGCUGGUGUCAGAGGUCAGCCGCGAGCAGCGAAACUUGUCUCAAAUCAACACCAGUACAGAGCAGUUGAGAAUGGAGAGGGAGGAAGCAAUGCGGUCCAAAGAAGCGUUGGUUCGGGAGAACCAGCUUCUGAGGGAACGUAUCGAAUCCAGCGAGAAGGCAUGGAAGUCCACACGGGAGGAGCUAGAACACAGAGAAGGUCGCGUACACACCAUGGAUGAACAGCUGCGGAACAGCCAGUACACAGCCAAGGCAGCCCAGACACAGCUGGACACGUUCAAACAGGCCAUCGCAUCGCUCCUGAGUGACGGUCAGGUCAUCGUCCAUGAGAGGGAGGACGACAUCAAGGACAGGAUCCGCUCCAUCAUGGGCUCCAGCAGGGACAAGCACGCAGAAUCAGACAUGCUGAAUCUGAAGGUGAAGGAGCUGACCAAACAGCUGGAGUCACAGUGUGAGCUGCACCAACAGGCCAUCCGCAGGGCCAAGAAGGCAGAGGCUGACGUCGGCGACUUUAAGGAUAGACUGACCAACUUGGAGGGUGAACUGUCGUCUGCAGAUGUACUGAGAGAUGGGCUCAGGACAGAUAAGCAGAGGUAUCUGGAGUUCCUAGAGAAGAUGGCACGAGUGAUGAAGUUGGAUGAGAUCGCCUUGGAUGUCGGCUUCGACUUGAACGGUGACGCACUCGUGGCAAGGGCCCAGCAGCUGGUCAACAUGGAGGGAGAUUCACUGAAAGACCGCACAACACAUGUCUACAACCUGCAGAGGAAGGUCAAGCAGCAGAAAGAACAGCUGGAAAGCAAGGACCUUCACAUGGACCUACUCCGCAAGAAGAUCGGUCAGCUGGAGGAGAAGCUGCAGGGUCGGAAUGAGCUUGCGUUGGAGAGGGACGACGCAGCCAUGAAGAUCAGGAAGCUGCAGAAGCAGGUGGAGAGGCUGCAGGGACAGCUGGGUAACGCUCGUGCUCAGAACACUGAGCUGAAGGCCAAGCUGCAGGAGGUCACCGACCUCAAGGUCAGGACCCUGCAGCAGAAGGACCACAUCAAGGACCAGGAGGAAGAACUCCUUAGGCUACGUCUUAUGAAGGACAAGCUGGGAAAGAAGGUCAGCAACCUGAAGUCAGAGAUCCAGAUGACUGAGGCAGAGAGUGAAGAGACCAAGGUGUUGUCAUCCAACACUGUCCAGGCUCUGUCCAACGAACUCAGGAGCACCAAGCUGGCACUGGAUGAAGUGGCCAGGAGGGAGAAGGAGCUUGUUGACUUCCGCCAAGUCAUCGCCCGGAUGCUGGGUCUAGAGAUCCACACUCUGGCCGUGCCAAACUACGAGAUCAUCGCCCGGCUAGAGAAACUGGUCAACGCACAUCACGCUCACACUGCGACAACGCUCGGCGUGGAGACCGCUCUGGAUGAAAACUUUGUGGUAGGGUACGAGGACGCGCGGAGAUUCCUUAAGACGAGCCCAAGAAGUCCAAGGCGCGCUAGAUCAGUGUCUCCGACAAGGAGAUACUACCAAACUCAAUAGUACAUGGUGUAAACAACCAAUUUUAUGUCUGUCUUGUCUUAUAUUAUUAAAAAGCAUACAGACUGAUACAACAUCUAUUUUCCCUGAGACCGUAUGAUGGUGUAUGUCAAUGGCUGUAUAUUUGUCAACUGCAUGGGAAAUGAUACAAAGAUAUUACAUUUGUGGUAACUUUAGCAGGUUGUAGAAAUUUAUAGGAAAGUUAAGACCAAUGCAGUGCGCCGCUUUUAAUAGAGAUGAAAUUGUGCAUGCCUCCAGGUAAUAUUACGCAUGUUUCACAGAUCAGAAUCAUUAGUACUGACUGUGUUUUGAUACUUUAGAGUAAGACAUGAUGAUGAGAUUCCCUUGCUUCAAGAUAAGGGUUGAUGAACAUGUACAAUGGUGGAAAGUAUUCGUAAGUCAUGAGCAGCUAUGUAUUACAGUAUGAUGCAGUGCUGUAUAUAGCCUUAUUGAGCAGAACCUGCCAUGCAUAAGGGCUUUUGUACAAUACAAACUUGUGUAGGUAGUUCUAAGACUGUUGAAAAGACUAUGAUUUAGAUUCCAUAGGGCUCCAUACUAUAUGUUUUGUGCAAUUGUUGAUUAUUUUUGCUUUUUUAGUGUAUCAACAUCAUGUCCACGGCAUGUCUGCAUGUAUUGAGCGGGCCAUCAUUUUUUAAUUGUUGGCAUUAUAUAAAAUUCUAUCAUUAGUUUGGGGACAUUUUUUAACUUGCUUCUGUUACUAAAGCAUGAUGUUAUGGUAAAAUGUAAAUCAGCAGAUCUGGAUGAAAAUAUCACAUUACUCAGAAUACUGCUAUUUACGCAUGUAGAAAAGGCUGUCCCUUUUUGUUUUCUGAAACUUCGGUAAUAUUUGGGAAGCAUCUUGUAUAUAUAGUCUAUUUUCUAUUAAAGCAAAGGCUUGGA